AACCUCGUACCCGCAUCAAGUUCACCAUGCAGCCCAGCGCCGGCUGCUGGGCCGCGCGCCGCCUCCUUGCCUCGCCGGCGCCCACGCCGGCCGACCAGUCAAUGGACGCGGAGCGGGCGCACCUCGAGAGGGUGCUGGGCGUCACCACCAUGGUCCUCCUAGUCGCCAGCUUCUCCUACCUCGCCGUCAGCACGCUCUACGGCUGCCUCCGCGCCGCCCGCGUCGUCCACGCACCGCCCGGCAACGACGACGACCCGGCGCCGGCGGAGACGCGCGACGACACCAAGCGCGCGCUCGACGGGAUCCCCGUGCGGGUCGUCGUCCUGCAGCAGUUCAUGCCCGACGCUGACGGUGGUCGCAACGAUGACGCCGACGCCGACGCCGACGACUGCGCGGUGUGCCUGGCGGAAUUCGCGGCCGGGGACGAGGUGCGCGUGCUCCCGGCGUGCCGCCACGGCUUCCACAGCGAGUGCGUCGACCGCUGGCUGCUCACGCGCGCGCCCACCUGCCCCGUCUGCCGCGCCCCGGUCGCCGCGAGCGGUACGAAGCAGGACUGCGCGGCCGGGCACGGCCACGACGUCGGCAUUGGUGGCGACGAGUACCGUGCGAGUGGUGCGAUCUCGGCGGUGUCACUUGUGGAGUAGAUUGCCGCGCCGCCACGGUUGCACAUCACCGCCGGAGUAGUAGUGGCAGUAAUCUCUAGAUUUCGUCACAAUUUUGAUGUCUCAAAGAUUUGUUCAUGUCAGUUGUUAUAACAUCACCCAGAUUAAUAACGGUUAACCAGACAGAUGAAAAUUCAGAUUUCAA
Lolium perenne is the source of this 807-nucleotide messenger RNA. RefSeq names its product probable E3 ubiquitin-protein ligase ATL44. NCBI's taxonomy places the organism in Eukaryota, Viridiplantae, Streptophyta, Magnoliopsida, Poales, Poaceae. The record is from RefSeq and is a predicted model, not a curated record.